This is a messenger RNA of Mugil cephalus (flathead mullet), 4767 nucleotides long. RefSeq names its product oxysterol binding protein-like 7 (gene osbpl7). NCBI's taxonomy places the organism in Eukaryota, Metazoa, Chordata, Actinopteri, Mugiliformes, Mugilidae. The record is from RefSeq and is a predicted model, not a curated record. Gene Ontology annotation, cellular component: perinuclear endoplasmic reticulum; cytosol; plasma membrane. Bases 518 to 3118 code for a protein of 866 amino acids. The transcript has 23 exons. Gene Ontology annotation, molecular function: cholesterol binding.
UAAGUCCCUCAAAAUCUGUAUACUUUGCUUUGAGCUUCAAAACGAGUAAACCGGGUGUGCAAAGAGGAGCCCGCCGAGAUUUACCCUCCACUACAUCCCUGCGAGACGCACAGCGUAAUUCCAGCUAAUGCGGAUAAUGUCCAGGACACACUGCGCACGGUGCGCGCCGCCGCCCGACGCGCAGACCUCCUUGGAUUUGCCACCGACGGAGAAAGAAGGAGAGGGCACGGCCGCUGAGAUUGUGUAGUCAGAAUUAGUGAUUACCUGUGUGUACAACAUGUAGCUUGACUCCUUUUCUACCCUCGAUAUGAAAGUGUUUUCUCAACCGGAACGGUGAUUAAUCGGAGGUUGCUAAAGGCUAAAUGAGACUUUAGUUGGAUUAAUCAGACGCAGAGGACGGUGGCGAGUGAUGAGAGUCAGAGGGAAGGUUCAGGGGGCUUUUGGCAGAUUGCAGCGGGUAUUUCUCAUCAAAAAUCCGAUCACAGUGGGGAGGCGAGUCUGAAGUCUUCACUGUGAAAUGGACUCACAUGGACCGUCCCUCAACCGCAGCCAAUCGCUGGCGAGUGGCCUAGAAAAGACUUCACCGACGUGGACCAAGCCAGCCCACUCUCGGAGCAGCAGCACUCUGUCAUCUCGCCACUCCAGACAGAUUAUCAAAGACUGGGAAGUGAUUGAGGACCUUCAGACAGACAUGCAGGCGGGUGGUGACAAUCUUCAGGACAUGACCACUCCGGGGAUCUGUGAAGGAUAUCUUCUCAAGAGGAGGAAGUGGCCUCUGAAAGGUUGGCACAAGCGAUACUUUGUCUUGGAAGCUGGAAUCCUACGCUACUCCAAACACCAACAAGAUGUCUCCAGGGGACGAGUCCAGGGCUCGCUGGACAUUAGUCUUGCUGUAAUGUCAAUAAACAAGAAGUCAAAUCGCAUUGACUUGGAUGCAGGCGACAUUCUCUAUCAUAUGAAGGCGAAGAGCCACGAACUCUUCUACAUCUGGGUAACAAAGCUACAAGCGCACCGCCUGUUCAAGAAAAAUGAGGCAGCCCAUGCCCACACUGGCUUCCCCCAGACUUUGUCUCACUCACCAGCUGCUGGAGAAUCUCAGAGAAAUGGAGAUUUGAGCUCCACGGGGAUGGCAGAUUUGGCUGGGGCAUCAGGGGUGCUGCCCUCAGCUAACACCGCAGUGAACAGUAAGGUGUCUGCCUGGCUGCAGCAAAGCCACAACCCAGACACCUGUGUUCAAGAGUUGAACCGUUGUCAUUUGGACCUUUCUGAGCUAAACCGCUUAAUCCAGAGGCUACAGGCGCUGGAGGUCGGCCAGGCUUUCUCUAACGGAGAACUGCAGCGCAUCAUCAGCAUACAGAAUCUCUCACUGGAGAAGCCCAAGAAGCCAAAGUCGGGGAAGAUUUGGGGCCACUCCCGCACACUGUCCAGAGUGGAGGCCCUGGGAAUGCCUAUUCGUGGGAUUACUAAAUCGCUGUCCUCCAGUCACCUGAACACCUCGUCCCACCUCGGUGCAUCAGUCCCCUCCAUCCCCGACUACGUCUACUCUCAGCUGUCUCCUCCCACUGUCACGUCGCCCGAGGGCAAGAAAAUCCAGCAGGACAUCUGCGCCAUGUCACUACGAGUGCUCGCCUCCCUGAAAUCAGUGCAUGAGACUCUAUCUCAGGAGAGACAGAAACUGCAGGAGGUCUUGGAAACCAACAACAUCCACCAGUCCAACACAUUAGCUGAUCCUGCGGCGGUGAGGCACCCGUCCCACGGGCCUCCUUCGGUUGCAGACUCUGCUGCGGAGUAUUUUGACGCCAGCGAUGACAUCCUCUGUGGCAGCUCCUCUGAGGUGUCUGACGAGUCGGGACUUAGCGAUGGAAGCACAACCAACUCAGAGCCAGAGGAAGGACAUGCAUCGGCGACGAGGAAGUACCGUGCCAGCAUUUCACGAACUCCAAACAGCGCUGUCCCCAAGUCCACGGGGCGCCGAACAAAACUUCCUGCUCACUGUCCCGAUAACAGCCACGUGGGCCUCAUGGCUAUCCUCUACAACAACAUAGGUAAAGACUUGGCUCGCGUGUCCAUGCCGGCUGCUCUCAACGAGCCUGUCAACCUGCUGCAGCGGCUGUGUGAAGAGCUGGAGUACAGCGAGCUGCUGGAUACGGCCAGCAACACACCAGACCCCUACCAGAGAAUGGUGUACAUUGCUGCCUUCGCCAUCUCUGGUUACUCCACUGCAGCGUUCAGAAACCGCUACAAGCCCUUCAACCCGGUGCUGGGGGAGACCUACGAGUGCGUCAGGGAGGACAGAGGUUUCCGCCUCAUCAGUGAGCAGGUCUGCCACCAUCCGCCCAUCUCUGCCUGCCAUGCGGACUCAGAAAACUUCUCGUUUUGGCAAGACCAAAGAUGGAAAAAUAAAUUCUGGGGGAAGUCACUGGAGAUCCUGCCAACAGGAAUGGUGAAUGUGACUCUUCCCAGGUAUGGAGACCACUACGAGUGGAACAAAGUAGUCACCUGCAUCCAUAAUGUGCUCAGCCAGCAGCGAUAUCUGGAGCACUACGGAGAGGUGACCAUCCGAAACCUCGCAAGCAGUGUCUGCACUUGCAAGAUAACUUUCGUCAAGUCUCGCUAUUGGGGCUCAGACACGAUCAAGAACGAGGUGCAGGGCACGGUGCUGGACCAGAGUGGGAGCGUCAUUCACCGGUUCGGUGGUCUGUGGCACGAGGGCAUCUUCUGUGACACACUGCCGACUCCAAAAUGUAUCUGGAAGCCAAAUCCCCAGCCUAAGGAUCACCAGCUGUACUACGGCUUCUCCACCUUCGCCAUGGAGCUGAAUGAACUCACCCCUGACCUGAAGACUCUCCUGCCUCCUACAGACACCCGCCUGCGCCCAGACCAAAGAAUGCUCGAGGAGGGAAAAGUGGAGGAAGCAGACAAAAAGAAAGACAUUUUAGAGGAAUUCCAGAGGGAGCGGAGAAAAGAGCUCUCCAAAAGGGGCGAAGAGCAUGUUCCCCGAUUUUUCAAGAAAGCCAGAGACUCCUGUGGACGGGAUGUUUGGUUGACGAAUGGGACUUACUGGGGGCUCAGAGAGAAUCCAGGCUUUGCUAACACUGACAACACGAUUCUGUGGUGACGAGAUGGCAGCGACGUGCAGACGAAACCACACGAGAGAAAGAGCGAGAGAAAGAGAUUGAAAAAUAUCAGCCGUGGAUAUUUUGAACAGCAUACAUGACCCGCUCCGAGAGAGAGUGGCGAUAGUGCUGCUCAUCGCUCUCUUUUUUGUGCAUGCCCGUGACUGGCUCAUGGGAAACCUGUCAUGAGUUAACCAGCAAACGUAGAAAGAACUUCACAUUUUCUAAUGCUUUUAUUUAUCUUUUUUUUUUUUUUAGAUUACUUCUAUAUAUAUAUAUAUAUAUAUGCAUUUAUAUAUAUUUUUGUGAAUUUUACACAUUUCUGUUCAACAUGUGGCACAGACUCUGAAUACUAAAACUUGAAAUAGUCAAAUUACUUGAAAUCCGUCAGAAUUGUAUUUUUCUGGCAGGUUAUUAACAUCGGGAAUGGGCAGCAAAGAUUAUAGCCUUAAAGCAGCUAUUAUCUCCAUCAAAAAAAAACAAAAAACAAAAAAAAACAGGGAUGAACCUGCGCAGAUUUAUCAGCUAAAACUGCUUUUCGUGCUCCAUCUGUUUCUAUCGUUGAGCUGUCCGGCCUACAACGUAUCGCUUCAUUCUCACUGUGUUGUUUUCGGUGAAAAAUCUCUCACCAGCGACUUUACACUUCACCUGCUCGGCUCCACACUACGGAGACACACAGUCACCAGCGAGCUGUUGAACCCAGUGGAGCAUUUAGCCGCUAAAGAGACAGAUAUUUUCCCCCAGGAGUUGGUGGAAACCAAAAAUAGAGUUACACCAGAGCAAAGAUUCCACUUACGUUCAUGCACAAACAUGAGUUUUUGUGAUUGAUAAUAUUUCUUUGCAACUUCUUAUUGUGCUAAUAAGAUACAACUUGCUUACAACAACGCUAAAUUAAAAACAAAUGUGAGGAUAUACUGUAUCUAUUUGGGGUCAAACAUGGUGGUAAACUUCUAUUAGGUCAAACCUGUGUUAAAGCAAACUACCAUGAAGCCCUCUCUCACACUAAUUCAACCUUCGCUUUAUAUUUAUUACAUUUACCAUAAACAUUAACAUACUUUAACCAUAUAAAGGUGCACAACUGACGAAGAUGCUGAGGAUGUUACCGCCUACCUAACAAAGGAUGUUUCAUUGAUCAAGUUUUGCAACAGUAUUUGUCUUAAAACUUUGAUCACUGCUAAUAUUAAAAGUCUGGCAGCGUAGCAUCGUCAGAAAACUGUUUAUUUUAUGUUUUUUUUAUUUGAUUUUUUUUUUUUUUUUUUGAUCUAUUAAAAUAAAGUUAACUAUAGGCACACAAUUAACUUUAACAUAUUAUAUUGUAUUUUUAUGUCAAAAUAGUAAAAUGAGCAUCCAGCUGGUUGGAAACAUGUGCAUACUGUAUUUAUACAGUACAUUAAACUCUCAUCACAACUCCAGUGUUAUUUAUUUAUUUAUUUAUUUAUUUUAUUGGUGUGGAAAACAGACCUGAAGCCUUUCAGAAAGCUUCAGUAGUUCAACUUCCCGUUAAAUAAAAACAGCACAUCAGAGCAGUCGGGAUUUGCCAAGUGUAUGCUUUAAUUUCAGGAAUAAAAAAAAACAAAACAAAAAAAAAAACAAAAGUUCAAUGCACAGUUUUGCACCCUGUAAUAAAUAACAGCUUCUGAUUUCCCCCUCC